This is a messenger RNA of Polyodon spathula (Mississippi paddlefish), 1877 nucleotides long. Its product is annotated as cytotoxic and regulatory T-cell molecule. The transcript has 15 exons. Gene Ontology annotation, molecular function: signaling receptor binding. Gene Ontology annotation, biological process: detection of tumor cell; cell recognition; positive regulation of natural killer cell mediated cytotoxicity directed against tumor cell target. Gene Ontology annotation, cellular component: plasma membrane. Lineage: Eukaryota; Metazoa; Chordata; Actinopteri; Acipenseriformes; Polyodontidae. The record is from RefSeq and is a predicted model, not a curated record. The coding region runs from base 18 to 1748 and encodes 576 amino acids.
UCAAACAGCGUGUGAAAAUGGAUGUAAAGCUGGUGCUUCUAUCGCUUGUGUUGACGAUGUUAACACCGAGGGGGAGUGCGGCUCGUUCUCUGGCAGAGAAUGUGACAGUGUUGGAGGGGGAGACGGUCACUCUGAACUGCACCGUUCAUCAUGAUAACACUUCACACCUGCAGUGGUCCAACCCCAGAAGCUACGUAGCCUUUUUCAAUGGUAUUAAAGUUCUGAGAGACAGGCGAUACAGUGUGGUUGCGCAGUCUAAAACUGAAUUGACAAUCAGCCUAUCCAAUGUAACAGUGCUGGACAAGGGCAUGUACUCCUGCUUGCAUUACAUCAAGCCUGUCACAACCAAGCAGGUCUAUGUAGAAGUCUUGGCUCCCCCUUCUCAGCCUGUACUGGAGAUGACGCAGAACACAGACACAAAGACAUUGAGGUGUUCCACCAGGGGCAGCUACCCCCCUCCCAAAAUAUCCUGGUCAAUCAACACUGAACUAGAGCUGGAUGCUCACACCCAGUACCGACAUGAAGGGAUCAGUGGGAAAACCUUUGCAGUCAGCACUCUAGUGAUCAGGUCACACAGGUCCAAUGUGCGUGUUGACUGCAUCGUUCAACACGAAGCCUUGAGAAACGCAACCCUGAAAGCCUCGCUCACUAUCAUAGACCCUUUUCAGCCCGUACUGGAGCUCACACGAGAUGGAGACAAGAAGAUGAUUCUGAGAUGCUCCACGGGGGUGUGCAGCCCCCCUCCGAAGAUCACCUGGUUAUUUAGCAGUGGGAUGGAGAUGGAUGGUGACGUCCAGUACCAAUAUAAAGGAAACAGUGACAAAUGCACGGCAUUCAGCACUUUUAUUUUCAAAAUGCAUACUCCCUUUAUCAGAGUGGAUUGCACUGUUCAGCAUAAAGCUUUGAAAAAUACAACUCUCAAGGACUCUAUUAACAUUAUAGAUAAUGGCUUUAUUGGUGACAGAAAACAAAGUACCACUCUGACAACUACCACGCUGACACCAGAGCCUACAAGCAUGGUGGACUUCCUCCCGGUGUCAACUGCAGGGUACGCAGCCAGCUCUGACCCGCCUGGAACAGACCGUCAAGGAUCUACAACUGCUCAGUAUUUUGAACCAGAAACUGCUGGAACAGAAUUCCCACCAGUCUCCACCACGGUAUAUGCACCUGGCACAGAGGAAACUACAAACCAGCCUCCCGAAUCAACCACAUCUACUGUAGAAUUUAACAUCACAUCCAGUAACCUGACAGAUGCUGAAGUAACUACAAGCAACUAUAACGAAACAACAAAUGAAACUUCUUCUCCUACUGCGGUUACGGUCACAGAAUCCGUGUCAGGAAAUGUCAGCGCGAAUUUCACUGAUCCAGAAAAGGAGGUGACCCAUCGGCUUAUUGGGAAGAAAAGCGGUACCUUACUGGUCGUGUUGGUGUCUUUCCUGAUCUGUGCUCUGCUCGUUAUUGUCUUGUACUUCGUGUCCAAGCUGAAACAAGCACAUUCGCAGUGGAAGAGAGAAAUGGAAGAAUCCAGUCAGUCACUGGAGAGCAAUAAGUCAAAAUCAAGUAACGAAGAGAAACUUUCUCAGGAGAGGAGAUGUCAAGUUAUCCCUAACUACAAUUUCAUGAAGCACACCGUUGAGCUGCACACAGAGACCGAAACAGGAAUACAACCGGAGAAAAACACCCAGACCGCAGACAGCGUGGAAACGCCGCAGGAGAACAGAGCUCCGGUGAGGGAAACGGAGCUCUAACAUGAAACGUGAAGCUGCUGUUUGGGUUGAGGUGUGAAUCUGAAAUGUGUAAACUCUGGACAGAGGGCUUGCCGGCGUCUCCUAACAAAGUGUGGAAACACAGUAUGGCUGCUAUCAAAAAUCCAAUGG